AAACCAUCAAAGCCUAGAACACCACUAGAACGAAAGUAUCUUUGAGAGCAAUCUCCGCAAAACAGUUCCACCAGCAGUUUCGAAAAUGCAGAUCUACCUGAGGACACUGAACGGCCGCACUAUCGUUUUGAGUGGGCUCGCUGAGGACGAAACGGUGGACAGUUUGAAGAAGAAGGUCGAAGCCCGGGAGGACGUGCCACCGAAUCAACAACGGAUAAUUUUCUCCGGCAAACAAUUGGAAGAUGGCCAUACCCUGGACGAGUACAACAUCAUCAACCGGUCCACGCUGCAUCUGGUGUUGCGUUUGAGAGGAGGCGUUGCUUGAGCGUGCUACGACUGGGGAUUUGAUAUAGACUGCCAUUGUGAAUUUGCGGAUAAUAACUAAUUGACUGCCUGAGAAAAGGAAUACUGCUUAUACCUAUGAUUGCUAUGCUUAUCGACAUUGGUGAAGUUUCUCUAUACAUAGAAUACAUUACUGAUGUUGAACGGUUGA
Messenger RNA from Armigeres subalbatus, 493 nucleotides. RefSeq lists its product as uncharacterized. The transcript has a single exon. Gene Ontology annotation, molecular function: ubiquitin protein ligase binding; protein tag activity; structural constituent of ribosome. NCBI's taxonomy places the organism in Eukaryota, Metazoa, Arthropoda, Insecta, Diptera, Culicidae. Gene Ontology annotation, cellular component: cytoplasm; cytosolic small ribosomal subunit; nucleus. The record is from RefSeq and is a predicted model, not a curated record. The coding region runs from base 86 to 325 and encodes 79 amino acids. Gene Ontology annotation, biological process: modification-dependent protein catabolic process; protein ubiquitination.